This is a messenger RNA of Nicotiana attenuata, 1014 nucleotides long. Its product is annotated as ATP synthase delta chain, chloroplastic. NCBI's taxonomy places the organism in Eukaryota, Viridiplantae, Streptophyta, Magnoliopsida, Solanales, Solanaceae. The record is from RefSeq and is a predicted model, not a curated record. The coding region runs from base 105 to 806 and encodes 233 amino acids. Gene Ontology annotation, biological process: proton motive force-driven ATP synthesis; photosynthetic electron transport in photosystem I; photosynthetic electron transport in photosystem II. Gene Ontology annotation, cellular component: chloroplast thylakoid membrane. Gene Ontology annotation, molecular function: proton-transporting ATP synthase activity, rotational mechanism. The transcript has a single exon.
UUUUCAGCCUACAAAAACAAAAAUAAAAAAAGAAAGAAGAAAAACCCCUCUAACUUCAUUCACCUUUCUUUAUUUCCUUUCCAAAAAUUCCUUAUCCAAUUGCCAUGGAUACUCUGUCAAGCUCAGUUUCUUCACUCAAUGUUCCAACUCUGCGUAGGAACUCUGCUGACCUUUACUCAUCUCAUUUCAACUUUCCAAAUCACCACUUGUUCCCAACUUUCACUAAACCAACUUCAAAAUUCUUAAACAAAACCAACUCUUUUAUCCAUACCAAGAAUUUCAAUAUCCCAACUACUGUUCCAUCUAAAAAUCUACCACUCAAACAAUCCUCCUCAAGACAUCAAACAACUCAUACUAGAGCUUCAAGUGGUUAUGCUGCAGCACUAGUAGAUAUAGCUAAGUCCAACAACUCAUUAGAAACACUUGAAAGGGACGUUAUUAAGCUGUCCAAAUGGCUAAGAAAAGACCCUUUUGUUUUCUUGGAAGAUAAAGAAAAGGGGUAUGUUCUUAAGCAGAUAUUGUCUAAGGGGAAAUUUCACAAACACUUGGUGGGCUUGUUGAAGUUUUUAGUGGAGAAGAAUAAAGUGGGGAUAGUAAAUGAAGUGUUGAUGGAAUUUGAAAGAAUUUAUGAUGAGCUUUGUGGGACACAAGUGGUCUUGGUUUCAUCAGAGGUUAAAAUGGAGAAAUAUAAAGUUUUUGGAAUAGCUAAGAAAGUACAAGAACUUAGUGGAGCUGAAAAAGUGAAAGUUAAGGUAAGACAUUUGGUUGAUGAUAAGAAAAAGAGGUCACGCUCCUUUGCUCUAUAAUUAAUUAACUUUCUAUUUUCUAUAUUGAUAAAUUCAAGAUUUAAAGUCAGUGAAUUCCGCUCUUUAUAUGCGAAAUUCAAAUUGUCUUGCUGUGUCAGAAGAAGGAUAGCUAUACUGAUUCGGUAUGUAAGUUUUUUUGGUGUAUGUGUGUUGAAUAUGUGGCGCAGCCCUUUCCCGAACUCUACAUAAACGCGGAAUACCUUAUGCA